Otolemur garnettii (small-eared galago) is the source of this 1575-nucleotide messenger RNA. It is a transcript of the gene CHST8, whose product is annotated as carbohydrate sulfotransferase 8. The record is from RefSeq and is a predicted model, not a curated record. Gene Ontology annotation, molecular function: sulfotransferase activity. The transcript is spliced from 3 exons. The coding region runs from base 1 to 1290 and encodes 429 amino acids. Lineage: Eukaryota; Metazoa; Chordata; Mammalia; Primates; Galagidae. Gene Ontology annotation, cellular component: membrane. Gene Ontology annotation, biological process: carbohydrate biosynthetic process; proteoglycan biosynthetic process.
AUGCGGCUGGCCUGCAUGUUCUCAUCCGUCCUGCUGUUCGGAGCUGCAGGCCUCCUCCUCUUCAUCAGCCUGCAGGACCCCACGGAGCUCGCCCCCCCGCAGGCACCAGUCCUCUCCUCUGUUUGCUUUUCAGGAAUAAAGUUCAGCAUCAGGCCGCAGCAGGCCCACGAGGACCUCCCACAAGGCAGUUCUCAGGAUGGUGACUUGAAGGUAUCCAUAGAGAGGGUCACCCAAGACUUGUCCAGCGGGACCCCAAAAGGCCCCGACCGGCUGGUGCCUGAGCAGCAUGAACCCCAUCUUAAGAGGGGGUCCCAUCUGCGGCUCCGGCAGCGCCGCCGCCGGCUGCUCAUCAAGAAAAUGCCAGCGGCGGCCCUAGCCAACAGCUCGGCCGGGCCCGCGAGCCCUGGACGGCCCUUUGCGCGGCCGGGCCCGCGGGCCCUGGACGGCCGCUGGGUCAGCCUGCAGCAGAGCCAGCGGGAGCGCAAGCGGGUGAUGCAGGAGGCCUGUGCCAAGUACCGGGCGAGCAGCAGCCGUCGGGCCGUCACGCCACGCCACGUGUCCCGCAUCUUCGUGGAGGACCGCCACCGUGUCCUAUACUGCGAGGUGCCCAAGGCGGGCUGCUCCAACUGGAAGCGGGUGCUCAUGGUGCUGGCGGGGCUGGCGUCGUCCACCGCCGACAUCCAGCACAACACGGUGCACUAUGGCAGCGCCCUCAGACGCCUGGACACCUUCGACCGCCAGGGCAUCCUGCACCGGCUCAGCACCUACACCAAGAUGCUCUUUGUCCGCGAGCCCUUCGAGAGGCUGGUGUCCGCCUUCCGCGACAAGUUCGAGCACCCCAACAGCUACUACCACCCGGUCUUCGGCAAGGCCAUCCUGGCCCGGUACCGGGUCAACGCCUCUCGGGAGGCGCUGCGGACAGGCUCCGGGGUGCGCUUCCCUGAGUUCGUGCAGUACCUGCUGGACGUGCACCGGCCGGUGGGCAUGGACAUCCACUGGGACCACGUCAGCCGGCUCUGCAGCCCCUGCCUCAUCGACUACGACUUUGUGGGCAAGUUCGAGAGCAUGGAGGACGAUGCCAACUUCUUCCUGAGCCUCAUCCACGCACCCGGGAACCUGACCUUCCCCAGGUUCAAGGACCGGCACUCCGAGGAGGCGCGGACGACGGCGAGGAUCACACACCAGUACUUCGCCCAGCUCUCGGCCCUGCAGCGGCAGCGCACCUACGACUUCUACUACAUGGACUACCUGACCUUCAACUACUCCAAGCCCUUUGCAGACCUGUACUGAAGGGCGGCACCAGCUGGCGCGGCCGGUGUGCGGGGCGCUCCCGGCUCUCCAUGUGGCCGUGUCCCCACCUGAGAUGUAGUGCCGGGGUGGCUGUGGGAUGCGCCAGGCCCUAGGUGGGGACCCUGGCCCUUGUCGUGUUCCCACUUUCUCCUCCUUGGCUGAUGGAGAUGCAGACUGACCCCCAGGAGCUCAGCCAGGAGUUCCGGUGACCAGGGAAGGCUGAGGCCCGAGGACGAGGCCCCAGCGGGAAGGGAUUUCCUGCGGUCCCUUAGCUAUUGCCUUGUA